AUGUCGAACACAAUCUCAGAGGCCGCGCCAGCGCCAGCACCACCGUCAGAUACUGCCUCCAAACAGGCUGGACUACGAAAGAAUGGCAAGCAAUGGCACACAACCAAGAAGCCCUUUCGGCCGACUGCCGGAAUGACGGCAUAUGCACAACGUAAGACUAGAGACCAGGAGAAGGCAGCAACAAAAGCACUCGAGCAAGAAAUGCGUGACGAGAAGGAGGCGGAGCGGAAUCGACGUAUUCAAGUCAUCAAAGAUCGACGGAAAGCCAAGGAGGAGAAGGAACGGUACGAGAAGAUGGCAGAGAAGAUGCAUCAGAAGCGGGUGGAGCGGAGGAAGCGGAGGGAGAAGAGGAACAAAUUGCUCAACAGUUGA
Molecule: messenger RNA, 372 nt
Organism: Cyphellophora attinorum
Lineage: Eukaryota; Fungi; Ascomycota; Eurotiomycetes; Chaetothyriales; Cyphellophoraceae
Product: rRNA-processing protein cgrA
Exons: 2
Coding region: 1-372 (123 amino acids)
Source: RefSeq, a predicted model, not a curated record